AUGGCGCGAAUGUAUAAAAGCUUUGGGGACUUGUUGCUUGCAUGUAAGCGUAGUAGGUUUGUAGAUUUCAUGAUAGAAGAUAAAACAGUACAUGGGUUAAGCCUGACUCCGGUCGGGAAAAUGUUGCGCGAUAAUUUACGCUCGGAAUGGAACCAUAUGGGUAGCAUGUCAUCUGGCACAGCCAGCAUUCCCAUAUUUAACGGUAGUAACAAUAUUAGUUUAGCGGAAAAUUUUGAUUUCGUUCACAAGCAUUAUUCGGCUAACAUACCGGUGGGUGUGUUGAUAGAACAGAACCGAACAGACCAUAACGCUGUGCUCGGUGAUACGUUUACCGUAAAUCUUCCUGUGACAGCAGAGCUCUGCGCAACCUAUCUCGUACCAUCGCAGACGGCCAAUCAAUUCAUUUAUCAACUGCAACGCCAGCGCAAGAUCUGGUGGAUGCGGUUGUCCGUCGAUCCCGGUCGGUAUUUUAUCUCCGACAUGCGACGUGAUGAGAACCGCAAGCAAACAACGGUUUCGAUAUGCACACGGUUUCUCGAACGAUCCGAGGCAGAAACGGAGUUUAAACUUGAGCAGAUAGAGCUAGAGGCUGGUGAGCUCGGUGAAGAAGUUUCACGUACCGUCUUCGUGCGGGAAGCGUAUUUAAAGGAGAAAACUUGGCCUACCAUUGUACGCGUUCGACAUAACUUGGAUCGUGCUGUACUGGCCAUUUUAAUGGACGCACUGGAGUGUGCUCCGUUAGAAAAAUGCGUUAAAAUUCAUCGCAAAAUUUCUCCGUUCAAGUGUGGCAUUGUUUGCCACGUGCAAGAUGAAAACCUGCGGCAGGAUAUGGCCGAUCUAUCGAAACACCUCGCCAACGUGCUUCGUGCAGGCAAGUUCUCCGUCCUGGAUUGUUCGUCUGACCAGCAGCAUCAACAACCGGAUACCGGGUUCCAGAAACAAAUCGAGCUCCUGGACGUUAUCGGCGUGCCGUACGCCCUCGUUGUCCAAGACCAAACGCUUCAGAAUGGUCUGUUAAAGCUUCGUUCGCGUGAUACAACGCUCUGCGAAACAAUUCACGUGUCGGAUUUACCAAAAUAUUUAUUGCAAAUAAUACACGCUUAA
This is a messenger RNA of Anopheles nili, 1104 nucleotides long. RefSeq names its product DNA polymerase subunit gamma-2, mitochondrial (gene DNApol-gamma35). Gene Ontology annotation, biological process: mitochondrial DNA replication. The coding region runs from base 1 to 1104 and encodes 367 amino acids. Gene Ontology annotation, cellular component: cytoplasm; mitochondrion. The transcript has 2 exons. NCBI's taxonomy places the organism in Eukaryota, Metazoa, Arthropoda, Insecta, Diptera, Culicidae. The record is from RefSeq and is a predicted model, not a curated record.